This is a messenger RNA of Suncus etruscus (white-toothed pygmy shrew), 2463 nucleotides long. It is a transcript of the gene ANKZF1, whose product is annotated as ankyrin repeat and zinc finger peptidyl tRNA hydrolase 1. The coding region runs from base 113 to 2287 and encodes 724 amino acids. Lineage: Eukaryota; Metazoa; Chordata; Mammalia; Eulipotyphla; Soricidae. The transcript has 13 exons. Gene Ontology annotation, molecular function: protein binding. The record is from RefSeq and is a predicted model, not a curated record.
CACAAUUUGGGGGGGGAGAUUUGUUUCACACACACACACACACACACACACACACACACACACACACACUUUAUGCUCCCGGAGCUGUUUCCAAAUAAUUUUUGAAUCAGCCAUGUCGCCGGCUCCGGCUGCCUCCCAGGCUCCUGCCUCCGUCUCCCUGUUCGACCUGAAUGCUGAUGCUCCGAUCCUUCGUGGCCUGAGCCUGGUGAGCCACGUUCCCGGCGAGGAUCUGGUGCAGGCCCUGCGGACUUCCGGUCCAGGCUCAGAAGAGAGAGUGAAUCUAGAAAGAAAACCUCUGGAAAUUUCUGACAAGUUAUUUUGUUCAACCUGUGACCAGCACUUCCAGAACCACCAAGAACAAAGGGAACAUUAUAAGCUUGACUGGCAUCGGUUCAACCUAAAGCAGCGUCUCAAGAACAAGCCUCUUCUGUCUGCUUUGGACUUCGAAAAACAGAGUUCUACAGGAGACCUUUCCAGCAUCUCAGGGUCAGAAGACUCCGACUCAACCAGUGAUGAGGACAAGUGGAUGCCAGCUGAGGAGAGAGAAGAGAGGGCUGAGUGGGCUGAACUUGUAAAGCCUGGCCGGCCCCGAGGCUUCCACCCGCAUCAAGUUCUUUUCCAGAAUGCCCAGGGCCAGUUCCUUUCUGCCUACCGCUGUAUCCUGGGUCCUCAAAAGGCACCCCUAGAGGAAGCAGAGCUGCUUCUGCAGAACCUCAAGAGUUGGGCUCCCAGAUCCUGUGUGGUGCUUAUGGCAGCUGCUGGGCACUUCGCUGGUGCUGUUUUCCAAGGAAGAGAAGUGGUGACACACAAAACCUUUCAUCGUUACACAGUACGGGCAAAGCGAGGCACAGCCCAGGGCGUGCGGGAUGCCCGGGGUGGGGCUUGCCGCUCUGCUGGAGCCAAUCUGAGGCGCUACAAUGAAGCCACACUCUCACAGGAUGUUCAGGACCUGUUGGCAGGACCAGUCUGGGCUAAGGCUCUGGAGGAGGCUGAGACAGUACUGAUUCGAGCACCACGCUCAGGCCGGUCCUUGUUCUUCGGAGGAAAUGGGGCACCCCUGCAAAGGAGGGAUCCCCGACUUUGGGAUAUCCCCCUCACUACCCGCAGACCUACUUUCCGAGAGCUCCAGCGUGUACUCCACAAACUGACCACCUUGCUUAUCCACGGAGAAGAUCCAAGGCGGUCAGAUCCGAGGCGGUCACCUCAGACCCACAGGAAGGCAAUGAGUGAGAGGAAAGAGGAUAUCAAGGAAGAAAGCCAAGUCCCCAGUGAUGGAAGCACAGCCCUGGAAUGCAGGGAGGGCUCUGCUGAACCAGGCUCAGGAUCAGAGGGAGAGGAUGGCUGUCCAGUAGAGUUGGAGCUGGUCGAGCUGACUCUGGACACCCUGGGCCUUCGUGAUUUUGAAGUGUUGCCCAAGCGGAGGAGGAGGAGAAAUAAGAAGAAAAGAAGCCAAGAUGAGGAGGCUGUGACACGGCCUCUGCCCCAGUCACCUCACAAAGAGCAUGCUGUAUUGCAGCCAGCUCCAGCAGCAUCCCAGGGACCUCUAUCAAAAGCCACUGAGAGCCCAGGCCAGCCAGAGCGCUGGGCCCUGCUCCUAGCUGCUUGCCGGGCUGGGGAAGUGGGAGUGUUGCAGCUCCAGCUGGCUGCCAGCCCCAUGGAACCUGAAGUCCUGGCCCUGCUCAGCGCCCCCUUGGGCCCUGGAGGCUUUACCCUCCUGCAUGCAGCAGCUGCAGCUGGGAGAAGCACUGUUGUCCGUCUGCUGCUGGAGGCUGGGGCUGACCCCACUAUACAGGACUCCCAGGCCCGGCCACCAUAUGUGGUCGCAGUGGACAAGCCAACGCGAAAUGAGUUUCGAAGGUUUAUGGAGAAACAGCCAGAUGCCCACGAUUACAACAAGGCACAGGUGCCGGGACCACUGACCCCAGCCAUGGAGGCAAGGCAGGCAGCAAAGAAGCGGGAACAGAAGGCAGCCCGCCGACAACGGGAGGAUCAGCAGCGCCAACAGCGGGAGCAAGAGCAGCGGGAGCAAGAAGAGCAGCAGAGGUUUGCUGCCCUCAGUGACCGUGAGAAGAGAGCUCUAGCUGCCGAGCGCCGACUGGCUGCCCAGAUGGGAGCCCCUUGCCCAGAGGUCCCUGAGUCCAUAAUCAGCAAUGUCCAGCGCUGCUGCAGCUGUGGUGCCUCUCUCCAAGGCCUGGUGCCCUUUCAUUACCUUGACUUUUCCUUCUGCUCUACACGCUGCCUCCGGGACCAUCGUGAUCGGGCAGGGGCAGGAAAACCCACAUCCUGACCCGUGCCCAAGAAAAUACAUCACACAGGCCCUCAGUUCCUUCUCUAGAAACCCAGAGGGUGGGCGGAAAUGGAGGAUAAAGGACAUUUACAAACCAGGCACACCAAGCUGAAGUGGUUGCUUGGCAUGAGUUUGGGUUCUGGAACUUUAAUCGCAAUAAAAGUUGGCAACGAGAC